AUGCCGAAUUCGAAUCAAUUCUUUAUGAGAAAUGUAUCAACAUCUAUUGAUCGAUUAAGUCCACUGAAACAACAAUUUUCAAUCGACAAAAAUUUUUCAUAUACUCCGAAACGAACAUGUGCACAACUCAACGAUAAUAUCAAAGAACACUUAUAUGCACAAAUGAUUAAUGAAUCCCAUGAUACAUUGAAUAAGUCACAAGCAAUCGAAUUCUUAGGACAAGUAUCAACAACUGAAUCGAAAUUGUCAUUAUUUGAGGCGAUGAAAGAUAAAGUAACAUUUAGCAUUGAAAAAAUAGAUGAACUUGUAUCAUCAACAGAUUUAUCAUCUUCUAGUAAUAUAGAUUUAUCUUCUUAUGAUAAUUUUUCAUAUUUGAGUUUAUUAACUCCACAACAACAAUCUCCUCAUAUUUUUACAUCGUUUAAUAAUGCUGCACAAUCAACAAAAACAUUAUCAAAUACAAAUAAACGAUCAUCGUUACUACGUGGUUUGUUUGGACGAUAUUCAUCGAAACAAAGUGCACCCAUUGUUAAACAAUCAGUUAAAAAUUUUCAACGGGAAAAGAAAAAGAGAAGUAUUAGUGGUGGAGAUCAAGUCAAACUGUCACAUAUGAAAUUCAUUCAUAUGAAACAACCAUACCAAUCAAAACGUCCGCAUGACAUUAAUAUUCCGACUGAAAUUGUUGCCAAUCAAGAAAAUAUUAAUAACAAAAUGCAAUUCUUAUUGCAAGGUUUACGUUAUGAUUUUAAACAAAUCAAAGCUACAUCAACUAUUAAUUCAUCAGAAAUAAAACAAUUAUCAAAAGAUCCUUAUAAAUCCAUGUCAUCUCUAUCUGAUUCAACACCAAUACGGCAAAAUGUUAAUGAACAAAAACAACCUAUUCAAAGUGCACAUAGUAUUGGUGGUAUACCAAAAAUAAAAACUACUAAUAGUACACUAGAAAAAAUAUCAUUCAACGCUAAUCAACAUAAAUAUAAUGCACAAACGCCAACCUAUCAUUAUCCAAAACGUCUUUCAGCUAUUAAAAUACUUGCAAAGCAAUAUUCAUUACCAGUAGGUACGCAAAAUAAUACGGGACUUUUCUGGUAUAGUGCUAAUCAACAAACGAUGAAUAGAACUAUACCAUUUUGUAAACAUAAUAAUAUUUCUAAGAAAAACAAAAGAUUCGAUUCAUCUUCCGAUAGCCGAGAUACUUCGUCUUCAUCUAGUUCAUCAUCGACUAGUAAUAGUACUGAGACCAUAACGAACAGUACUUCUUCAAAUUCGUUAAGUUCAUCAACAACAUCCAAUAGUAAAAAAACCAGCAAAUCUACUUCAACUAGUACCACAUCAAGUUCUCAAUCUCAACAACAAACAAUUAAAACAACUGGACAUUAUAAUCGAAAUCAAAACGAUAAAGAUGAUUUUAUUCGAAUCGAUCUCAAUUCAAUCAUGAGUCGUACGUCAACAUCAACUAAUUUAACUUUAUUUCCUGGUUUUGAAACAGCUAUUAAUGUCUAUGAAGGUGUUUUAAUGAUGAAUGUUGAUUUAUCACAUAAAGUGAUUAAUAAUGUUAGUAUUUAUCAACGUUUACAAAAUAUUUUUGCACAAUUUCAAGAAUAUAAACUUGCACAAGAUACAGCUAUGCGAGAAUUAUGUUAUCAAUUACAAAUAGUUGAUCAUGCACAACCAUUACUUGUAUCAAAACUAUCAGGACGAAAUCGACGAGCUGGAAUUACAGGACCGAUUUUAUUAAUUCCAGAAUUUUGUCGUGAAACAGGUCAAAUAAUUUCUAUUAAAAAAAAAGAUUUUUAUUUUAUUUUUUAG
Rotaria sp. Silwood2 is the source of this 1806-nucleotide messenger RNA. NCBI's taxonomy places the organism in Eukaryota, Metazoa, Rotifera, Eurotatoria, Philodinida, Philodinidae. The record is from the annotation of a GenBank genome assembly.